CGGGCUUCGUUGCGGCCCCAGUUGUCGAUGCGGCCUUAAUCGCUAUGGGUCGCUCAUUGCGUUCUCUGACCGCGUAUACCCGUCCGUUCACAGUCGCAAACGCUCGCCAAGCGACAACAGGAUGUCCCUUUUCGAAACGCCAAAGGUCCCAAAUUGCCCCAACCGCUGCUUUAAACGAGGAAAUUUUCGCCAAUGCGAAACCUUACUCCGAUGUCCCCGGACCGAAGCCAAUACCACUUUUGGGCAAUACGUGGCGGAUGGUUCCCAUUAUUGGGCAAUUCGACAUUUCUGAAUUCGCGAAAGUGACGAAAUUGUUUUUAGAAAGAUAUGGAAGAAUCGUUAGAUUGGGUGGUUUGAUAGGGCGACCGGAUUUGUUAUUUGUGUACGAUGCUGAUGAAAUUGAAAGGAUGUACCGACGCGAGGGCCCUACACCCUUCAGGCCUGCUAUGCCUUGUCUUGUGAAAUACAAGUCGGAAGUUCGCAAGGACUUCUUUGGGGAAUUACCCGGCGUUGUUGGAGUGCACGGCGAAAAAUGGCGGACAUUCCGCUCGAAAGUCCAACGUCCGAUCCUCCAGCCGCAGACGGUGAAGAAGUACGUGACGCCCAUCGAGCUGGUCACAGAGGACUUCAUCAGAUAUAUGGAGGAUGCCAGAGACGAGAACUGCGAUCUGCCGCAUGAAUUUGACAACGAUAUCCAUCGGUGGUCGCUUGAAUGUAUCGGUCGUGUUGCCCUGGACGUCCGGCUGGGCUGCCUCAAUCCCCAAGCGAGCGACUCGGAGCCCCAACGCAUCAUCGACGCAGCAAAGUUCGCACUCCGCAAUGUUGCUGUGCUAGAACUGAAGGCGCCGUUUUGGCGGUACAUCCCUACGCCGCUGUGGGCCAAAUACGUGAACAACAUGAACUUCUUUGUCGAAUUAUGCUCACGGUACAUUAACGAGGCAUUGGAGCGGUUGAAGACAAAGAAAGUGACGUCAGAGAACGAUCUCUCUCUGCUGGAGAGAGUUCUACGCAGCGAGGGAGAUCCGAAGAUAGCCACCAUCAUGGCCCUCGACCUUAUACUGGUUGGCAUCGAUACGAUAUCCAUGGCGGUAUGCUCAAUUUUAUACCAAGCGGCGAUCAGAUUAGAACAACAGGACAAAAUGGCGGAGGAAAUAAGAAGAGUGCUGCCCGACCCCAGCAAGCCCUUGAGCUAUUCCGACUUGGACAAACUUCAUUAUACAAAAGCAUUUGUAAGAGAAGUCUUCAGAAUGUACUCUACAGUCAUCGGCAAUGGUAGAACACUUCAAGAGGAUGACGUCAUUUGUGGAUACCAUAUACCAAAAGGGGUGCAAGUGGUGUUUCCAACGAUAGUGACCGGCAACAUGGAGCAGUUCGUCUCCAACCCUGAGGAGUUCCGUCCAGAGCGCUGGCUGGAGAGCAAUGGCCGACUGCACUCCUUCGCUUCUCUACCCUACGGCUUCGGUGCGCGCAUCUGUUUAGGAAGGAGAUUCGCUGAUUUGGAAAUUCAAGUCCUUUUGGCCAAGUUGCUGCGGCGAUACCGCCUGGAGUACCACCACGAGCCGCUGGACUACGCUGUUACGUUCAUGUACGCACCGGACGGGCCGCUGCGUCUGCGCAUGUUGGAGCGAUGAACAUAACCUAAGAUGCCAAGACAUAUCUCGAGAUGGGAGAAAGACAAAUGUAGACCAAUAGCGUCGGACUCAAAAAUAUCUCUCUUUCGUUGCGUUGGAAAAGACAGAGCGAUAUUUCAAUGUCGUUAUUGGUCGACAAUAUGUCAUUUUCUCUUAUAAGUGAUAACUGGAUAGCUUGACAUUUGCAACCAGUGGCAUUAAAAUCAAAAUCAAAUCCUUUGUUAUCAUUACAUGAAAUAACAGAAUAUGAUGUAUUUUUUUUAUUUGUAAUACAUGACACAUACAUUACUGAAUUAUGUUGUUGUUGUUUUAAAACAAAUAUAUUGGUUCCAGUUUUUAUAAUUUCAUAUUGCAUACAAUAAUAUAAAUGUAUGAACCUAGGUCUAAGCAUUUUUCAUACAAUCAUAAUUAUAUAUUUAUUAUAUUUUAUAUGGCAUAUAAUCCUGUGUAUAUUUUGUAAUGGAAUUGUAAAUAAAAUUUUUUUUCAGUAAAUAUUUUUACAUUAUUUUAACAAUAUAAAUGAGUGUAUAGUGUAUUAUUCACACUAGAAUUGUUUAUAUCAAUUUCAAAAUAAUAUUACGUAUAUUUUAUGUGCCCAGAAGUACAGGUGUAUACUGAACAUUUGGUAGUCAGACGACUGUCAUCUGUUUCGUAGCAAACCUUCAUCUAUCUGUUUAAUGGAUAAAAAGUGUCUUAUAUCAAAAUUAGGAUGUUAAAAAAUGUGUUACGACUGUGACUAUGAGUAAAAACUCCUGACUAAACUAAAUUCUCGCUGCCUUGCCAUGACAAAACAAAUCUUCAAAUCAUCAAUAGUUGAAAAAUCGCAUUUCUUUGGUUUUAGACCCAUUUUUUUAGGAAUAGUGUAUUCUAUUAAUGCUAUCUCAGGGAUUUUUAGUUUUGAAAAUAUUAUUUAAUUGUCGGUAUAUGUACCUAUCUAUACUAAUAUUAUAAAGCGGAAGAGUUUGUUUGUUUGUUUGUUUGUUUGAUUGAACGCGCUAAUCUCAGGAACUAUUGCUCCGAUUUGAAAAAUACUUUCAGUGAUAGAUAGCCCAUUUAUCGAGGAAGGCUAUAGGCUAUAUUUUGUUUUCAAAAAAAUUAGGGAUCCUUCUCCAAUGGGGAGGGAAACUCCAAUAAUGUAACCCAAGGUGUACAUGGCUUGUGUGGGAUAAAAGAGAUAAGUGGACCAGGGAAGUGACAGUGAUAUCCAAGGACAGGAAAAACGAAAAGAGGUCGCCCUGAAAAAUUGGAGGGUGACCUUAGAGAGACAGUAGGAGGCACCUGAAAAAGGAAAGCAAGGGACAGAGGAUUAUGGAUGUCUGGAAGAGGCCCGAUGACAAGCUGAAGAAAGAAACGGCCUCCGUGGCGCAGUGGUAUGCGCGGUGGAUUUACAAGACUGAGGUCCUGGGUUCGAUCCCCGGCUGGGGAGAUUGAGAUUUUCUUAAUUUGUCCAGGUCUGGCUGGUGGGAGGCUUCGGCCGUGGCUAGUUACCACCCUACCGGGAAAGACGUACCGCCAAGCGAUUUAGCGUUCCGGUACGAUGCCGUGUAGAAACCGAAAGGGGUGUGGAUUUUCAUCCUCCUCCUAACAAGUUAGCCCGCUUCCAUCUUAGACUGCAUCAUCACUUACCAUCAGGUGAGAUUGUAGUCAAGGGCUAACUUGUAAAGAAUAAAAAAAAAAGAAAGCUGAAUAUAUUAUUAGGAAUUAUUUAUGUCUACGUGCGAGGAACUCAUUUAUGAGUGAAUCCACAAAAAACUAUAUCUGAAGAUAAUGCGUGAUGUCAUGUCAUGGCAGAAUGUAGUAAAUAGUUAAUAAUGGUUAAUAGUGUAGUUAAUAAGUGAUUAAUAGCCAUGAGAUUUAGCAAGCGACUCGUAAUAUAUUUGAAUGUACUUUAAUAUAAAGCACUUUUCAUCACAACAGAUGGGUGAAGGUCCUAUCUAAUACGGAUCUUAGACUAUUCAAAUUUAAUCUACUGUGUUUUUCAAAGGGUUGCCACGACGCUAAAAGGUCAUCUUACCUAUGGUGAGAGCAUAGGUUGGCUUUUCAGAAUUUAUAAAAUAGUCUGGCCAGAUUUAUACUUAAAUUACAAUCACAGAUUCGUUUUAUACUAAACUAGCAGACGCCCGCGACUUCGUCCGCGUGAAACUCGAUGUAAACUUUCAACUACCCCUACCCAACUCUACCCCUACCCUACCUCUACCCUAUUCAUACCCUACCCCAACCUUUUCCUGAAUUUUCUUUGCUAUAAACCUCACGGAGCCCGAGACCUUUCCAACGAAUGCAAAACCGUGGAAAUCGGUUCGUGCGUUCUGGAGUUAUAGCGUCAGGAAGGAAAACCCGACUUAUUUUUAAAUAGUAGAUAAU
Molecule: messenger RNA, 3992 nt
Organism: Bicyclus anynana (squinting bush brown)
Lineage: Eukaryota; Metazoa; Arthropoda; Insecta; Lepidoptera; Nymphalidae
Gene: Cyp301a1
Product: probable cytochrome P450 301a1, mitochondrial
Exons: 8
Coding region: 45-1631 (528 amino acids)
Molecular function (GO): heme binding; oxidoreductase activity, acting on paired donors, with incorporation or reduction of molecular oxygen; monooxygenase activity
Source: RefSeq, a predicted model, not a curated record